Molecule: messenger RNA, 2976 nt
Organism: Lineus longissimus
Lineage: Eukaryota; Metazoa; Nemertea; Pilidiophora; Heteronemertea; Lineidae
Exons: 1
Coding region: 1-2976 (991 amino acids)
Source: RefSeq, a predicted model, not a curated record
AUGGCUUUACCGAAAACCUCUAUGAUGACAUUUUCGGGAGAUCCCAGACAGUUUUGGAUGUUUAUGCGACGUUUCAAUAGCUGCAUUGGGGACACAACCGUUGAUGAUAGCGCCAAGUUGAAUUGUCUGUUUGAGUUGUGUAAGGGUAAAGCUGCAGCUGUGAUUCAACCGUGUGCCAUUAUGGAUCCACGUAAAGGCUAUAUCCGAGCCCUGGAGUUGUUGAAGGAGCGAUUCGGUAAUGAGUACCAGAUAUCUGAAGCUUGUGUAAAGCACGUGACGGAAGGUCCAGUGAUAAAGGGGACUGAUUCUACGGCUCUGCAAGAUUUGGCUGAUGAGGUGUCAAGCUGUAGUGAAACCUUACAAGCAAUGAACUGUAUCGGUGAAAUCGACACGAGAUCAAGGGUCGUACAGAUUGUUGAGAGGCUACCUCUGUUUUUAAAGUCCAGAUGGCGUAAGCUUGCAGUAGAUAAAGUGGUGAAGGAUAAAGUUUAUCCAGGGAUACAGGAACUUGUAAAUUUCCUACAACGUGUCGCUCGAGAGGCAAACGAUCCCGUAUUUGGAGUCACCAAGCCGUCGGAGCAAGACUGUUCAAAGAAGGAUGGUCGCACCGCAGGUGGAAAGCCACAGGAUUAUGUGCAAUGGAAAGCUAGAUCCCACACUACAGGUGAAGCCAAGAACCUUGCGAAAGCCAACAUGAAAUGCUACAUCUGUGAAUCCACACACAGAUUGUUGGACUGUCCUGUUUGGAAGUCGGCGGCCGUGCCAAGGCGAUGGAGCCUAGCAAAGGAAAAGAGGUUAUGUUACAGAUGUUUGGCGGGAAAUCAUAUGGGUAAAAACUGCCCCCGCGGGAACACAUGCAAUGUCAAUGGCUGUGGUAAAAGUCACCAUUUCCAUCUUCAUGAAGACCGACCGUCACCAAAGUCAAAAGCCGACCCUGCCAAUAAUGCCAACAGUUCCUUUGGUACCAGUGAUUUUCAGCCUAAUGUACCCAUACAGGUUGUGCUGCGGACGGUUCCAGUGUGGUUAGUUGGUCCAGGAGGAAAGAGAGUGCUGAUAAAUGCCCUAUUGGAUGAAGGAUCUGACACGUCUUAUGUUCGAGCGGAUGUCGUAACAGCUCUGGGAAUAAGUGGAACUAAGGAGAAUUUGAAGAUUGCUUCAAUUGCUGACUGUGUGUCACUGGACAGCCAGAAAGUAGAAGUUCAGCUUGAGAGUAUAGAUGGCAGCACGGUUCGGAAGAUGAAGAUCUGGACGAUGAGUGACAUGUGCAGAAAGCUGCCGAUACAGAAUUGGAACCACCACAAGACUAAGUUUGACCAUAUUGCUGAUUUGGAGUUUCCUACAGCAUCGGGUAGGAAGACUGUUGAUGUUUUGAUAGGAUCUGACUACCCAGAGUUAGGUAUCGCCCUUGAGGAGCGUAUUGGAAAACCCGGCGAGCCAGUCGCAAGGAGAACACCGCUUGGUUGGACGUGUGUUGGUCCUCUACCCUUGAUCAAUGUACAUCAGACCACCACCAACUUCACGAUGAGCUUUCAUGCCACACACGAGUCAACCGAUCAGCAGUUGCAAAAGUUGUGGGACCAGGACGUCAUUGGAGAAGUUCAUGAGGACAUCUAUACUCCAGAAGACAAGAUGGUGAUUGAGAAAACUAAGAGUUCGAUAAGGAAGUUACCAGACCGGUUCGAAGUUGGGAUUCCUUGGCGUGAAGACCCUCCGGAUUUAAAAUAUAACAGAAUAGUGGCUGAAAGAAGACUUAGAUCACUUGAAGCCAGUCUGAUGAGGAGACCGGAAGUAGCCAAAAGAUACAAAGAAGCAUUUGAGGCGACUGUCGAGAAAGGAUACAUCACCAAGAUAUCAUCGGAAAAAGCGCAAGAACCAGGAUGGUACCUGCCGCAUUUUGCCGUGAUCCGGGAUGAUAAGCAAACUACGAAGGUGCGCAUCGUUUAUGAUGCUGCAGCAGCCUACGAAGGAACAAGUCUGAACCAGAAGAUGUUCCCAGGUCCGAAGCUGCAACGAGAUAUCUUGGAGAUCCUGCUGAAGUUUCGCUUGAAGCCUGUUGCCUUAAUCGGAGAUAUAAAGGAGAUGUUUAAUCAAGUCAGUAUGGCGGAGAAGGACAGGAAGUUUCACCGGCUGUUGUGGCGGCAUCUCGAUCCAACAGCACCCAUUGAAGUUUAUGAAGCAUCCAGAUUGGUGUUUGGUGAUGCAGCAUCUCCGUUUUUGGCGCAGUUUGUAACAAAACAUCAAGCCGAGGCAAUGCGAGAGCAGUAUCCGGAGGCAGCAGAGGUUGUUCUCAAAGCAAUAUACAUUGUUGACGUAAUCGACAGCCUUGAAGAUGAUGAUGAAGCCAGGCGUAUGCGCCAGGAUCUACAAGCCGUUUUGAAACCAGCUGGUUUUACAAUCCGCCGUUGGUGCAGCAAUAGACUUGCUGUUCUAGAAGGGUUGGACGAGUCGGAGCAAGCAUCUGGAGUUAAUCUGGAAGAGUCGGUACUUCCCAGUGUGAAGACCCUUGGUGUUGAAUGGGAUGCAGCUUCGGACACGUUUACCUUCAUCUUAAGCAGUACCGAGCAGACGAUUACCACGAAGAGACAGAUUCUGAGUCGUAAUGCAACCAUCUUUGAUCUGUUCCAAUUCUUGGCCCCUGUUGUCAUCCGGGGCAAGAUAGCUCUGCAAGAAUGCUGGUUACGUGGAAUCGGAUGGGACGAUGACCUACCAGAUGAUAUCCAAACUAGACUUGACCAGUGGAUAGGAGAGCUACAGCGGGUGAACGAGAUUCACAUCCCUCGGUGUUAUCGCAACAGGCCAGUUGAAGAUAUCGUGAAGAUGGCCCUACAUACAUUUACAGAUGCCUCGAGACUCGCCUACGGGGCAGUAGCCUAUCUUAGGUACCAGUAUACAGAUGGAGAAAUUGGGAUCAGCAUGGUAGCUGCAAAGUUUAAAGUUGCUCCACUGAAGAACGUUAGCAUUCCCGGCUCGAGCUGA